Hypanus sabinus (Atlantic stingray) is the source of this 1496-nucleotide messenger RNA. RefSeq names its product chromosome 6 C11orf54 homolog (gene bkgd). Gene Ontology annotation, cellular component: nucleus. The record is from RefSeq and is a predicted model, not a curated record. NCBI's taxonomy places the organism in Eukaryota, Metazoa, Chordata, Chondrichthyes, Myliobatiformes, Dasyatidae. The transcript has 8 exons. The coding region runs from base 96 to 1028 and encodes 310 amino acids. Gene Ontology annotation, molecular function: hydrolase activity, acting on ester bonds; zinc ion binding.
UGGAAACUAUUAGUUCCGCCCGGUAGCAAGUAACGAGGGAGAAAUAAAAGGUCAAUGCUCCUGCGGGAGGACUUGUUUGGAGCGGAUCGGCUGCGAUGGCUGCGAGCGUCGAGAAGUCUGCACUUUACGUUCCAACUUUAGAGGAGCUUUGUGAAGUGCUGCAAGAUGGGUUGAAGAAGAACUUUGCAGAGGCUCAGGUAUCGGUGGUGGACUGCCCAGAUCUUACACAGGAGCCCUUCAAUUUUGCUGCAGCAGGUCUAUGUGGGAAACCCAGAAUAGCAGACGUGGGUGGAGUUCCUUACCUUUUACCCCUUCCACAAACUGAUAAGAUCUAUAAUCUCAGUACUGUCGCUGAGCAAGUGGAACUGCCUGGUGCCUUCAUCCUCGGAGCUGCUGCAACGUCGUUUAAAGCUGUUGGUGUGAAUGCAGAGCUUAUGCCUAAUGUCUUCACUAAAGGAAAUGGGAAACCUGACAUAAAUCACAGUUACAGUGCCAAAAUAGACCCAGCCACUGGUGGAUUUAUCCUGGAGAAAUAUGGGGAAAAGUGUAAGACCUGCGAUUUUGCAUUACUGGCUAAUUUAUACAUCAGUGAAGGGAAUCCUGGAAAGGUUGUGGAAGUAAGGAGUUGUAGAAGAACAGGACAAAGUAACUUCGUAAGCUGCAUGAGAGAAGCACUUGCAAAACAUUUUGGAGAUAAACCUGUAGCAAUGGGAGGGGCUUUCCUCAUUCAGAAAGGAAAGGCCAAGAUUCAUGUUAUGCCUGACUUUUCUCCCUGUCCUUUGAACAGUGAUGAGGAGGUAAACAAAUGGCUGAAAUUCUUUGACAUGAGUGCUCCCCUCAUCUGCCAGUCUGUGUUUGUGUCUCAUGACCUGGGAUUUGAUCUUCGGGUUGAACAUACCCAUUGCUUCAGCCAUCAUGGAGAGGGUGGACAUUACCACUACGACACCACCCCGGACUCUGUAAAAUACCUGGGCUACUUCCUGCCAGCAGACAUCCUUUAUCGCAUUGAUCGACCAAAGAAAACUUAAAUUGGACGUGAUUAGCAGCAUUUCUAGCCUAUCAUUUUGAAACUAUGAAAACAUUCUCAGUUCCUAGACAGAACAUCCAUGCUGUUGUAAUGAUUUCCAUAAAGUGUCUCAAUAAGGGUUAUGGUUACAUGUAAAGACGAAUGUAGUAAAUUUCCCCAUUAUGUUUGGUUUAGUGUGAAAAGAUAAUAAUGCCAUUUAUGGUCAAUUUGGAUCAUCUGUUGAGUGAAUUUAAAGUGCGUGAAUCUUGGCUAAAGUAUUAGUGAUUACAGGGUUUUCAGUGACAGCGAAGUGAAUUUGAAGUCAUUAUUGUGAUCUAUUUUUUUUCCCAUAGUUUAAUGGUAAAUGCAGGUUAAGUCUGGGCAUGAAAAUGGAUCAUUGAUUGACGUGGUGUCUAAUUUGUACAGAAUACUGUUCAGAUUGUGUCAUAAAUUGCAGUUGUGUGAAAUAAAUGUAAGUGCCCCUGCUGAA